Myotis davidii is the source of this 2911-nucleotide messenger RNA. It is a transcript of the gene PPP1R9B, whose product is annotated as protein phosphatase 1 regulatory subunit 9B. Gene Ontology annotation, cellular component: postsynaptic density; dendrite; actin cytoskeleton. Lineage: Eukaryota; Metazoa; Chordata; Mammalia; Chiroptera; Vespertilionidae. The transcript has 10 exons. Gene Ontology annotation, biological process: actin filament organization; calcium-mediated signaling; neuron projection development. The annotation marks the transcript as partial. The record is from RefSeq and is a predicted model, not a curated record. Gene Ontology annotation, molecular function: actin filament binding.
GCACCCGAAGAGCAGAAGGCCCCGGGGGCCCCCGAGGAAGAGGCGGCGGCCGCGGGGGUGCCUGAGCGAGGGGUGGGCCAUGGCCGGGGCCCGGAGGUGGCCCCGGAGGAGGCGGAUGAGUCCAAGAAGGAGGACUUCUCCGAGGCGGACUUGGUGGACGUGAGCGCCUACAGCGGGCUCGGGGAGGACUCCGGGGGCAGUGCCCUGGAGGAGGACGAUGAAGACGACGACGAGGAUGGGGAGCCCCCCUAUGAGCCCGAGUCAGGGUGCAUGGAGAUCCCGGGACUGUCAGAGGAAGAGGACCCGGUUCCCAGCCGGAAGAUCCAUUUCAGCACGGCGCCCAUCCAAGUGUUCAGCACCUACUCCAACGAGGACUACGAUCGUCGCAACGAGGACGUGGACCCCAUGGCGGCCUCUGCGGAGUAUGAGCUGGAGAAGCGGGUGGAGCGGUUGGAGCUGUUCCCUGUGGAGCUGGAGAAGGACUCCGAGGGCCUGGGCAUCAGCAUCAUCGGCAUGGGGGCCGGGGCAGACAUGGGCCUGGAGAAGCUGGGCAUCUUCGUCAAGACUGUGACUGAGGGCGGUGCAGCCCAUCGGGAUGGCAGGAUCCAGGUGAACGACCUCCUGGUGGAGGUGGACGGAACCAGUCUGGUGGGAGUGACCCAGAGCUUUGCAGCCUCCGUGCUCCGGAACACCAAGGGCCGCGUGCGGUUUAUGAUCGGCCGGGAGCGGCCCGGUGAGCAGAGCGAGGUGGCUCAGCUAAUUCAGCAGACCCUGGAACAGGAGCGAUGGCAGCGAGAGAUGAUGGAGCAGAGAUACGCCCAGUAUGGGGAGGACGAUGAGGAGACCGGGGAGUACGCCACCGACGAGGAGGAAGAGCUGAGCCCCACGUUCCCAGGCGGCGAGAUGGCCAUCGAGGUGUUCGAGUUGGCAGAGAAUGAGGAUGCCUUGUCCCCUGUGGACAUGGAGCCCGAGAAGCUGGUGCACAAGUUCAAGGAGCUCCAGAUCAAGCAUGCUGUGACUGAGGCAGAGAUCCAGCAGCUGAAAAGAAAGCUGCAGAGCCUGGAGCAGGAGAAGGGGCGGUGGCGGGUGGAGAAGGCGCAGCUGGAGCAGAGUGUGGAAGAGAACAAGGAGCGCAUGGAGAAGCUGGAGGGCUACUGGGGCGAGGCCCAGAGCCUGUGCCAAGCUGUGGAUGAGCACCUGCGGGAGACCCAGGCCCAGUACCAGGCCCUGGAGCGCAAGUACAGCAAGGCCAAGCGCCUCAUCAAGGACUACCAGCAGAAGGAGAUCGAGUUCCUGAAAAAGGAGACGGCACAGCGCCGGGUUCUGGAGGAGUCGGAGCUGGCCAGGAAGGAGGAGAUGGACAAGCUCCUGGACAAGAUCUCAGAACUGGAAGGAAACCUGCAAACACUGAGGAAUUCCAAUUCUACUUAGCAGGAAUCUUUCCUUGACCAGACAAUAACUAACCCCUCCCAUUGUCCUCCCUCCCGUCCUCAAUAUUUCACCCCACCCCCUACCAGCCUGGGGACAGGUGCCCCGACUCCCCCACCCCUCUGCCCCACCUCCCCCAGCUUCAGGGACCAGAGGGCCCAUAUCACAGGCCCCAUUAUGGUGGCCCCGGGCGGACAGGUGGCUGGAAGGAUGGUCUCCUUCUUACUUCAUGGGGCUGAGGCACAGAGGCCGAGGGAUGCUGAGGGCUGGCCUGGGUGGUGGAUGGACACAAGGAUCUGCAGACCAAACUGCCAGACUUUACAACCUCCAGCCUUUGUCUCUGGACUGGAAUGGGGCUGAGGGCUCUCCCAGCAUUUCACCACCUGGAGGCUGCUCCCUGCCCACAGGGCUCCUGGACUUGAGAUUCUACCUUUUGGCCCCUCCCCUCCCCCAUCAUUGUGCUGUCUGUUUCAUUCUGAUCCUCCUCCUGGAAGGGGUUGCCUCCACACCUUCUCCCAUUGCUGUUUCCCCUCCCAGGAGGGAUUGAGUCCACCCAGAGCCUGGAGGCUGGGCCUGGCCCUGGCCCUGCACUGAUGUCUCAUGUAUUUCCAAGGAAAAGGGGAGUAAGAGUAGGGAGAGGGGGGCAGAAGCCCUCAGUUUCUCCUUGUGCCUCCCACCUGCCCUUCCCUGGUGCCAAAUAGCCAUAACCUCUUCCUGGAACUGUUCUCUGGCCUCUCGGGUCGUUUCCUGUCCAACCCUGGGAAUUCUGGGGAUGAGAGGAAAUCAGCUUUUAGGGGGCUGGCUGCAGAGACCUGGUCUUAGGCAAGAGAAACAUUUCUUACUGAGAGCCAGGCCCUGCCCUGCCCAGGGCCACACGUGGAAGCCUUGUACUAACACCAGAGAUUCAGCCUCACCCACCCACACCCUUCCAAUGUUUUGACUGGAGGGCAACAUUUUACUAAACUUUUUGGAGACCAGGGCUGCCCUGCUGACAGCCUGCUUUCUAAGUGAAAUUGACUCGUUUCCUCACUUUAACCCCAAAUUGGGGCUUGGACCAAGGGAGGUGGGGACCCUCUCCGGUCCCCCUCCCCUUUCAGAAUCCAUCUCUCAUUUUGCCCCUCCCUGAUGCCCCUGCCCCAGCCUGGGUUUUUGGCGUCUCCUCAUCCCCUAUAAAUAGACCAUGCCAUCUAUCAGUAUUUCUUCCCUCUCCCCUCCCCGUCUCCAGACGUUUCCCUACCCCUGAAAGAGCUGGCUGUCUCAGUGCCCGGCCCAUGCACUCCACCUAUGCCCUCGCAGAUGGAGGGGGCGGGGCCAGGCAGGUGGGGCCGCAGGCGCUCCUGGUUGCUCUGGCCAGUGUCGGUCCCCAUCCCGCCCUCUGCAGGACUGCGUCUCUGUAUAUAAUAUAUAUAUGUAUGUAUUGUUUCCGGUUUUGUACGGACCAUGCCCUCUGUCAGGUCGUCCCCAUAAACGCAGCCCCCAGAGC